CAUGUGACUACGCAAGAUGGCGGUGCCCAGUGAGGCCGAGGAGGAGCGGGUAGUUUACCUGGUGGUGAGCGGCAUCCCCUCUGUGUUGCGAUCCGCUCAGCUAAGAAGCUACUUUAGCCAGUUCCGGGAACAGCGUAACGGAGGUUUCCUUUGUUUCCACUACCGGCAUCGGCCGGAGCGGGUCCCUCCCCAGGCCGGUACCGACUCUGCUCUGACUUCGACCGACGCUGGCGAUGAGAGUCAAGUUUUUACCCAGAUUGCGGCUACCGAUGCCCGCGCCGUUUCCACUGGAGACUCUGUUCCGGUCCAGACCCACACCCGCUGCUGUGUCAUCUCGGUUCGGGGGUUGGCUCAAGCCCAGAAGUUUUUUCAUAUGUACUCAGGCCGCCGAUGGCUGGAUUCUCAGGGUACUUGGCUACCAGGUCGCUGUCUCAUCCGUAGACUUAGGCUACCCACUGAGACAUCAGGUUUGGAUUCUUUUCCUUUUAAGACACGGAAGGAGCUUCAGAGUCGGAAGUCUGAGAAUGAAGCCUUCACCCUGGCCGAUCUAAGGCAGCUGCCAGAGCUGAACCCGCCAGUACAGAUGCCCAAUGGGAAUGUGGGGACUCCCCUGCGGGUUUUUUUGGACUUGAUCCGGGCCUGCCGCCUUCCCCCUCGAAUCAUCACCCAGCUGCAGCUCCAGUUCCCUAAGACAGGUUCCUCUCGGCGCUACGGCAAUGUGCCCUUCCAGUAUGAGGACUCAGAGACCGUGGAGCAGGAAGAGCAUGUGUACACAGCAGAAGGCGAGGAAAUACCCCAGGGAACCUGCCUGGUAGAGCCACUUGAGGACGAAGAGCUCAGGGAAGGAGAGGAAAAGGAGGAGGAGGAAGAGUCUCACUCAAGUGAUGAUGACGACCGUUGUGAGGAGUGGGAGCGGCAUGAGGCAUUGCAUGAAGAUGUGACAGGCCAGGAGCGGACCACUGAGCGGCUCUUUGAGGAGGAGAUCGAGCUGAAGUGGGAGAAGGGUGGCUCUGGCCUAGUGUUCUACACUGAUGCCCAGUUCUGGCAGGAGGAAGAAGGAGACUUUGAUGAGCAGACAGCUGAUGACUGGGACGUGGACAUGAGUGUGUACUACGAUAAAGAUGGCGGAGACAAAGAUGCCCGAGACUCGGUCCAAAUGCGUCUGGAACAGAGGCUCCGUGAUGGCCAGGAAGAUGGCUCUGUGAUUGAACACCAGGUGGGCACCUUUGAACGCUACACUAAGGGCAUUGGCCGGAAGGUGAUGGAGAGGCAGGGCUGGGCUGAGGGCCAGGGCCUGGGCAGCAGAUGCUCAGGGGUACCUGAGGCCCUGGAUGGUGAUGGCCAGCACCCCAGAUGCAAGCGUGGAUUGGGGUACCAUGGAGAGAGGCUACAACCAUUUGGGCAACUGAAAAGGCCCCGUGGAACUGGCUUGGGGCUCAUCUCCACCAUCUACGAUGAACCCCUACCCCAGGAUCAGGGGGAGUCACUCCUCCGACGCCAGCCACCCACCAGCAUGAAGUUUCGGACAGACACGGCCUUUGUGAGGGGUUCCAGUUGGUCCUCCAGUCACCCCUCGGAACUUGAGUGAGGGCUGGGAUUUCCCUAGCCAGGAUCACACACAGCUGCAGGAUGGCAGGCUUCUGGCCAGGCCCUGAUCAUUGCUGAAGCAAAAAUGAAUCUGGGAGCAGCAAUCGGUGCGGGUUAUUCAUAGCACUUAGUUCAGAGCCUGCAUAUCAGUUCUCUACCUCAAGGACAUUUUUCUAAAAAGCCGCCUUCUCCUCCCUUCCUUUCCCUUGGGUAUAAAGACUUAAUGACCUCUCCUGAGUCCUGGUUUGGGCUUGCCCUGGACUCGAAAAGCUGGGCCUGAGGUUAAGUAGCAGUUUUCCUUGGGCAUCUGAAAGAAGUCGUUGUAAAAGCCAGAUUGCGGGGAAAAGGAUCGGAAGAGGAGAGAAUCGAGGCACUGGUAUGAGAUGUGGGUGGGCCCUCUACUGCUUCCACCCUCACAGGCUGGGUCCCUGCCGUUGCUGGAGGUGACCCAAGGUCUGCAGCGUAGUACAGAAUAAAAACUUUUAUAGCAGC
Messenger RNA from Cavia porcellus (domestic guinea pig), 2079 nucleotides. It is a transcript of the gene Gpatch3, whose product is annotated as G-patch domain containing 3. The transcript has 7 exons. NCBI's taxonomy places the organism in Eukaryota, Metazoa, Chordata, Mammalia, Rodentia, Caviidae. Bases 17 to 1588 code for a protein of 523 amino acids. The record is from RefSeq and is a predicted model, not a curated record. Gene Ontology annotation, biological process: negative regulation of type I interferon production; negative regulation of RIG-I signaling pathway; positive regulation of DNA-templated transcription. Gene Ontology annotation, molecular function: nucleic acid binding.